This is a messenger RNA of Didymodactylos carnosus, 10242 nucleotides long. NCBI's taxonomy places the organism in Eukaryota, Metazoa, Rotifera, Eurotatoria, Philodinida, Philodinidae. The record is from the annotation of a GenBank genome assembly.
AUGACCUGUUAUCAAGAAUUUUUACGUAAUCAAAAUAAACGGGAUUAUGUUGAAAAAUUUCAACAACAUACGAAAAAAUUAUUAGAUAUAUCGCUUGAAUUAUUUGCAAGCGAUUUACCCAACAUGCAAUAUUUAGCAUUAUUAACAAUAAAUAGAUUGUACGAUGUCUAUGUAUAUCAUAAUCUUAUUAAUCCGGGAUGUUAUAAUGCGUGUUAUAUUCCGCAAUCGCGUCGAACAUUGUUUAUGUCAUCGACACAAAUAAGCAAUCCAGAUGAUAUAAUGAGUAAAUCAGAUACAAAUCGUUUACCUAAAACAUCAGCAUUGUCGAAUAUUUUGAAAAAAAUAUCACGUGAUACUGAUGAAAAACGAUCAACAACAACAACAGGAAAAGGACAAGUAUCAUCACUAUCAGGUCCAGGUCCUGGUGGUGGUGGAUCUAAAGAGAUUAUACGUGAUAUACCGAGUAAUUCUUCAGCAUCAAAACGGUGGAUACCAUUAUAUAAUAAACAGACUAGUACAAGUAGUACAUCAAAUACCAACGAUGAUUAUUUUUCACCAAAAACAUCGAUGACAUCUGAAAUGGGAUUUGGUUGUACCACUGGAGGAGCAGAUUCAACAACACAGCAAACAAAUUUUAAGACGUCAAAAUCGAAUUUAUUUAAUAAUUCUAAUUCUAAUGUUGAAAAUACAACUUAUACAAAUGAACCAUUUUCAGUAUUAUAUCAAAUAGAACCGGCCUAUUUAUUACGUAUAAUGCGUACACGUUUAGAAGCGCAUAGAAAAGAAUUCAAUAAUCGUCCAAAAUGUGUACCAUCGACACGUUCACCAUUAUGUACCCAUCAUUGUGUUGUUAUAUUAGCGGCAAGAAUUUUAACAGUUCUAUGUCAAGAUCAAACAUUUCAAACAAAAUUUAUAUCAUCAAAAGAUAAUUUAAAUACUGUAAUCGAAAUGUUGAACAUCAACAAUGAUCCGCACUUGAUAUGUCUCAUUUUACAAACACUUGGCGUUGUUGCAUUAAAUCCUGAUUGUCAUGAUUCGUUACAAACAGCUGAUAUACCAGAUACUGUUCUGCAUCUUAUAUUACCUGCUGAUGAAAUGUUUUAUACAAAUCAGACAACAAAAUUUGCAAGAUACGUCAAACACUUAGGUGCUCGUGUUCUUGUCUAUAUGGGAUUAUUGACAAAAGUGAGCAAUAAAGUGAAUUUAUUUGACAUUCUUGAAUUAGAACCAGAACCAUUGGAUUGUGAAAAACCACAAAGUUUUGAAAAUAAUUUCAUUCAUCAUAUGGCCGUGGGAGAAAAUUGUGUAGGUACAUUAUGGGCAUCAUUUGCUGGUAUCUCAAUAGAAAAAUUAUUAGAUGAACUAUUAAAGAACGCCAUGAAUCAAACAAGUAGUCGAUUACAAACGUCAGUAUCUCAAGAAAACAACAUUCCAACAGUGAGCAAUACCACCAUGGCCGCUACUUCUGUUAUGGGUUCAUGUACUGAGAAUUUACUCUACAAUUUAUCGUAUCUUUCGGCGGUUAUUCAUCCUGUAAUUAUAUUGAGAUUGCUCGAACAUCGUCUGUUUACGCCAUUAUUUAAAAAGAAAUCAACUGCUGGUUCAACAAAACCCGAAACAUCUAUGGGUACUAAAACACAGUUUACUAGUACAACAGCGCCACUACCAAUACCAUUAAUGGGUACCUCUGCAUUAACAUCUAUACCCACUUUACCUCAUCCAAUUGCACCUGUUAAGAGACAAAGAACGUCUGUUUCAAAAGAUCCACCAUCGGGUGGUAAUGAUCGUUUAUCGUUAUUGAAUAAAAUAACACAAUCGACGUCUGAUAAAAGAAAAACAUCUAAACCAAUGAGUAAUAAAAACAAUUCAUCUGUAAAUUCAUCUUAUCCGUCUGUGAUACCGUCUAUAACAGCUUUAACAUUGCCACCAGUGGGUACAGCAGUACCAACGAAUAAUGACUUGCCAUUAAUUGAUGAACGACGAGAUGUUACUAAACCAGUUAAAUUUGAUUUCAGUCGUAAAUGGUUCUGGCGAAAUUCCGAUAAAUCGAAUCAACUUCUUGGUGCUAAUACUAGUGAUCGAAAUCCAUUAUUACAAUCAAUUGUUGAAAACGAUACAUCAUUAUCAACUCGUUCACAUGGAAAAGAUAUGAAAUUAUUAGAAAAGGAAUUAUUAAAUUUACCAACAUUUCAAUUGAGUGAUAGUCAAAAUCCUCUGUUGCCAAGUCCAGUUUGUUUAAGUUAUGAUUUUGCAACACAUUUUGAAAAUGAUUCAAUAUCACCAGGAAACUUUUCAGACGUUGUUUUGAUUAAACAACAAAAUAAACGUUCUCCAGUCACGAUAUCUAAUGGUGCUAUUAUGUAUGGUAAUGGAUCAAAUGAUGAUGAAGCAUUAGUAUCAUCUCAUCAAGACAUUAAUUAUCUUAAUCCACCAACAACUACAUUGAGUAUUCCGUUUGUUGAAGUACUUAUGCCAUCUGAUGAUAGCAAUGGUUCGAAUUUUAAUGGUAGUCUAUCAAGAAAUUCAAACGGUUCCAUCGAUAUUAAUAAUCAUCCACAACCGUCAUCAUCAAAAAUGUCUGUAUGUGAAACGGUUAAAAGUAUAUUUCGUUCAUCAAAAACUAGUGAUAAUAUUCAACAAAAUAAUAAUCAGUAUCAUCCACGCGAUGGUGAAAUACUCAGUAUGCCAUCAAAAUCAUUGUUAAAUAAUGGACAAUCAUCAUAUUUAGCUAAAUCUCUAUCACAACCAAUAACAAUAUUCGACGAUCAAUCAACAUUAACCGAUUCACCACUAAUUAACCAUACUGAACAUACACCAUUAAUUGUCCGAAAAUCAACGUGUAAACCAGACAUUGCAUCGAAAAAUUCUCAAAAAUCAUCAUGUGAUACAAAUCUAAAACGUUUUCGUUUAAAUCGUAAUGGUUUACGUUUACAGUUGAAGUCGGAACCCCUUCAUCGUAGUCAUUCUUGCACAGAUGGUAUUAUUAACAGUCAAAAACAACACCAACACCAAAACAAACAGACACUGCUACUACAUAGUAGUGGUUCUAAGAAAAAACCGAGUACAAACAUAACAAUCAAAAGUUUAGCUGAUCUAUUCGAACAUAAUCCAGUAGCACCGACCAUGUGUGAUAAUAUCAACGGUUAUUUAAGCAUUGGAGAGAGAUAUUCAUUGCGUUCACCAGAUAGCAGUAACUCAUCAAUGUCCGGUUAUUUGUCCCUGAGACCGCAGACAGAAGGAAGAAUAACAUGUUUAAAUGAACUACUGUGCGGGACAAAUAGCAACAAUGAUAAUAAAUCAAGUGAAUCAUUAUUUAGUUUUCCAUCGCCGACACACAAAGAAUGUUCUUCAAAAUCGUUAAUAAUGGUACCAAUGAAAGGUGGUGGUACAACAAAACAAGGCAACGAAAUUCUAUAUCUCAUCGCAAAUUGGGUAUUACGAUCACCCGAAGAUUUUCAAGAUUAUCUUGUUCAAAAGGAACUUCGUAGUUUUUUUGCAUUGUUGGAAUCAUUACGCGAUUCGUUUCGUAGUUGGACAGAUCAAAUCAAAGAAUUAGUACCAUUAUAUGUAGAGGAUAUUGAAUCACCGAGUUGUAGUGGAAUUGAUGUGAGCAACGAAAAUAUCUAUCGAGAGUAUCUGAAGAUGCAACGUGAUAUUGUGUCUGGUACACUAAUUUGUUCGAAAGAAGAAGCAGCCACAUUAGCAGCAUUACAACUUCGCCUUGAAACAUGGCCUGAUGAAAAUUUAGAAUUGACUGAUGAUGAGGAAUUACAAUCACAUGUAAAUACACUUAGUUUAACAUUGAAUUCACCAUCAUCAUUAAUAACAACAACACCAGGAGAGAUAUUGACACCAUGGCGAAAUAGACAUCGUGGGGGUUUCUUUAGAUCACGUUUAGCAAACAUUCCAUGUUGUAAAAGAGUUGAAUCAAAAACUUCUCAAAAUCGAUCAAAAAUACCGUACCUUCCACCAGAAUAUAUUAAUAGCACGGAAAUAAUGAAAUUAAUAAAAGAUAAACAACGAAAAUUAUUUCAUAUAAAUGAUUAUGAUAAUCCAACGAGAUUAAAAGAAUGUUAUGUACGUUUAUGUCGGAAUCUGGCAGCAUACAAUGCAGAAAUCUAUGAUGUCAAAGAAACACUUGGAAAAAGAUCAAAACGAAAGGCUAAUCGAAUAUUGACAAUUCGUCCCGAUAAAGUUUGUCUACUAGAUAUUAAAACAAAAAUUUUACAAAAAGAACAACGUAUUGCUGACUUGGAACAUUGGAUAACAAGUGGUCAUCAUCAAAAUGCUGGUACUAAUGAGUUAGUAUUAGAAUAUCGUAAUAAAACAAAAUGGAAAUUACAAUUAGCUAGUACAACUGAUUUACGAGCAAUAACCGUUUAUCUAUGGAAAAUCAUUAAUAUUGAAGGAUUUGCAGCGUUAGACAAACAUAUACCAAUUAAUAUUCCCAUGAGAUAUCAACAAAAACUAUCUCAACAACAGCAACAACAACAACAAAAUAGUGGUAGAAAAAUGACAUCAAUAUCACCAAAUAUUAAAUCAAAUAAUAAAAAUCCUUAUCAACAAAUUAAAGACGAUUAUCGUACCACCUCAAGUAAUAGUCUAUUUUCUAAAACAAUCAAGAAUACUAUGCGGCCAACAACAACGGAACAUUUGAAAAAUCUUACAAAUCUCAUGACAAAUACAAAUUCUACAACAAUAUCGGGACUUGUCAGAAAUUCUGUCUUUCUAUCAUCGGAUAACACUCAACAAUUAUGUUUUUCAGCUGAUUUAGAAGAAUUAAAAGAUUUAUUUGAUUUUCCCGAAGAAGUUGCACUUCGAUUAACAGAAAUUGAGCAUGAAAUAUUUUUAAGUGUACCACCAUUACAAUAUCUUCGAUAUCUGACAUUAGAUGUUAGUCUAUUGCCGCCAAUAUCAACUACACAAGAAUUAUCAACUCAGGAAAAAAGUAUUCGAAUAUUAGUACAACGAUUUCAUGCCGUCGGUUCAUUUAUUCAACAAUUAAUUGUCUCACAAACGAGUUUUCAUGAAAGAAAAGCCAUUGUUGCUUCUAUCGUUCGAUGUGCAAUAACAUGUUGGCAUUUGGGUAAUUUCAAUGGUGCCAUGGAAAUUUUAGCCGGUUUAAAAAUUGAAGCAUUUCGACCAUUAUGGUUGACUAUUACAGAAGAAGUGCCUAGUUUUAAAUUUUUAACCGAAGCAUUUAAUUCGAAUGAAAAAACCGUACAAUAUUGUGAUGCUGUUAGUCGAGCAUUGGACAUACCAACUUGUAAAGUUGUACCAUUUUUUGGCACAUUUCUAAAAGAUUUACGUUCAAUAUUAUCAAGUGUAUCUAGUAUCACUGUUUUAUGUAACAAAAAUACUCAAAAACCAAUUGAAAAUGUUGCUGAUUUUCAAAAUCAAGAACAUUUUUUAACACGAAUUGGCGUUGGUGGUCUAAUUAAUACACGAAAAAUAGAAUUAGUUCAUAUGGUAUUAAAAGAUGUCGCGGUAUUUCAUAAUUGUCAUCGGCGACAGCCAUUAUUUAAAUGUUGUAAUGAUUUUAAUCGAAUAAAAACCGUGUUUCAAGGUACUGGAACGGAUUUAAAAGAAAAACAUUCAGCAACAGUAACAACAACAGAAGGAAUAGCAGAAAAUAGAACCCAUCAACAGCAACAGCAACAGCAAUAUAGAUCUAAUCGUCAUCAAUCAUUUCCAUGUACAAAUAGUUACGGUGAUAUUGAUCAUAAUCGUGUACCAAACAUUGCCAUCAAAGUAAUAUGUGAUAAUGAUAAUAAUAAGCAAACAAAUCAAACAAAUGUUGCAUUAUCAUAUCGAACAACACUCGAUUUAUAUGAACCAGAAACACUCUAUUGUUUAAACGUUUCAUUUUAUCAACCCAUUAUGAAUCAAAAACAUAAUCAUGAAGUAUCACUUUUAUCGUUACAUCAUAUUAUCGAUUUUAAUAAUUUACAAACAUUACGACAUGGUACCACAUUAAUAUUAUACGAUGAAGAAUCAAUGCAUUCAUGUUUAGUUUCUGUUCGAUUAGAAUUAGAUAAUUGUACAUUAACAUGGACUAAACCAUCUUGGGAUACACAUCAUAGUGUAGAAAAUAUUAAUCCACAAAAUCAUAUAACAAAUGAUGGUAUACAUUUUUCAUUAUUAAUGAAACGUUAUAUUUUAAGAGAUAUUGCUUGUGUUGAUAUGGAAGAAUCUUAUCCAUCAUCAGGAUUUUUACAAUUAAAAUAUGUUAAACAUAUUCGAUCUGGUAUACUUAAUUGUGAUCUUGUCUCAGUUAUUAAACGACAUAAAUUAAAUGAUAUAACAAAUCAAGAAAAUUGUUUUACAAUUAUUUAUGGAUCAACAAUUAAUGAAAAUAAAAAUUUAUGUUUUAUUAGUCCAAAACAUUGUUCUCAAAUAUGGUAUUCAAGUAUUGAAAAAUUAUUAUUUCAAUAUCGUCGUCAUCGUCUAUGUUCAGAUCGUCGUAUUCAAUGGUUAAAAAUUCAAUAUUUAUCAUCAUAUUAUGAAAAUGAACGAUUUCAAGGUCCAACACCAAUGGAAGCUAUUUUAGCUUUUGGUGGUCGUCAAUGGAAUUCAAAUUCACUAUUUUUAUUUGAACGUGGUGAUCAUCCUGGUGCUACAAAAAAAAUGAGCACAAUGAAAUCAUUAUCAAAUUUAGGUUUAAGAAAGAAAAAUAAUAAUAGAACUGAACAAUUAAUUAAAUCAAGUUAUUCAACUGAAUCUGAUCCAACAAUAACAUCUACAUGGCGACAUAAUAAUUCAAUGGCUACUCAUAAUAAAUCAAAAACACUUGAUUAUAAAACAAAAUCAUCUAUUUUAGGAGCAGCAUUUAAACCUCGCUAUUUUCAUCAACAAUACUCAUCAAGUCCAAAACAUCGUAAUAAUAAAAUAAUAAAUCCAAUUAGUGCUUUAACAACAAGUGUUGUUGGAAGACGAAGUGGUGGACGAAUUCCAUUAACAAAUCAAUUGGGUAAUGAUGGUAAUACAUCACCAUGGAUUAUUAAUGAAACAUAUAUGGAUUUUGCUGAAUUUGUUGAAUUAUUUAAAUCAUUUUAUUUUCAUUGUCGACGUGAUUUAAAAGAUUUAUUUGAUAAAUUUUCAUGUCAUUUAAAUAUUGAUCAAGAUUUUACAAUUAAAGAACAAUAUAAACAUGAUUUAAUUGAUGUACCAAGACAUUUAUCCGGUUUAAUUACACGAAAUAUUGUUGAUGAUAUAACGGAUCAAAAUAUUCAUCGUAUUUAUGAUAUGAUUGCCAUAUCAUCUAUACCAUGUUAUGCUAUUAGCACCGAUAGUAAAGCAAAUCAUUUAAUAACAAAAGAACAAUUUAACGAAUUUUUAAUUGAACAUCAAAAAGAAACAAAAACAAUUUAUGAAAUUGAACAAAUUAUAUUGCGUCAUGAACCAAAUAAACAAAAUCGUAUUAAUAAAGUGUUCUCAUUUGAAGGAUUUGCCAAAUAUUUAAUGGAUAAAGAAAAUUAUGCAUUUAUUAAUGAACAUACAAAAGUGAAUGAACAAGAAAUGGAUAAUCCAUUAUCAUACUAUUUUAUUGCUUCAUCACAUAACACCUAUUUAACUGGACAUCAAUUACGUGGUGAAUCAUCAAUUGAAAUGUAUAGAGAAGUAUUACUUUCUGGAUGUCGUUGUAUUGAACUUGAUUGUUGGGAUGGCGAAGAUGGAUCACCAGUGAUUUAUCAUGGUCGUACAUUUGUUAGUAAAAUAUCAUUUAAAUGUGUUGUGGAAGUUAUUAAUGAAAGUGCAUUUGUUACAUCUCAUUAUCCUGUUAUAUUAUCAAUAGAAAAUCGAUGUUCACUUAUUCAACAAGGACGAAUGGCACAAAUAUUUUUGAGUAUAUUUGGUGAUAAAUUGGUAACAAAACAUAUGUUUGAUACAGAUUUUUUUGAAGAUCCAAUGUUACCAUCACCAAAUCAAUUAAAAGAUAAAAUUUUAAUUAAAAAUAAAAAAAUAAAUAAAAUGCAUUCGACAACACAAUUAAGUAAACAAAAAGUACAAUUAGCCGUAAAUCCAUAUCGAAGUUCAAGUGGUGCAGAUGAUAUUGAUAUAGAUGAUGAUGAUGAAGAUGAUGAUGAAGAGUAUCAAGACGAAAUGUUUGAGAUAAUGAGAAGUAAUUCAAUGACAGAUUCACCAAUGUAUGGUUUGAAGAAAGGUGCUGAUGGAUCAGAAUUAGAUGAUCAAUAUAGUCGUCGACAUAGUAUAUUAACAUCAGCAGAUUCAACAAUCCGACAACGUUUAAAAAGCAGUACUAGCAGUGAUAAUCAAAAGAAACCAAUAGUUAAAACAUUAGUAGCUAAAGAAUUAUCGGACAUUGUUAUUUAUACGCAAGCAGUAAAAUUUCGUGGUUUAAAUUAUUCAUCAAAUAUCAAUUCCGUUUGUCUCGUUAGAAAUGUUGUACGAAAAGCACCUAGACGUCAAUUACAACAAGGAUUAGUAGCUCAACCAAGUAUAAGUAGUUCUGGUACUGAAAGUUCUCGUUCAAUUGAUCAAGUUGCACCAUGUCAUCAAAUUGUUUCAUUAAUCGAAAAUAAAGCUAAAAAAUUGUGUAAAAAUCAAGCAAUGGAUAUGAUUACUCAUACAGAAAGUCAAUUAAUACGAUGUUAUCCGAGUGGAUUUCGAGUUGAUUCAUCAAAUUUUAAUCCUUUAAGUUUAUGGGCAUGUGGAAUUCAAUUAGCAGCAACAAAUUAUCAAACUGUGGAUGCUGGUCAAAUACUCAAUUUAGCCAUGUUUGAACAAAAUGGACUAUGUGGUUAUGUGUUGAAACCAAAUGUUUUCUGGGAUAAAGAUCAUCCACAAUAUGGACGAUUUAAUCCGUGUUCAAUGGAACGUGAAGGUGCUUGUUUUGAAUUAACAUUAACUAUCAUAUCUGCUCAGUAUUUAACCCAGAAUACGGGCUCAAAUACGAGCGUAUACAUUGAAUUAGAAGUAAUUGGCAUACCAAUCGAUUGUAUGUCUCGUAAAACAAAACCAAGUGUCAAAAAUUCGUUAAAUCCAAUAUGGCAAGAAACAUUUAUCUUCCAAGUGUUUUUUACUGAUCUGGCUUUCAUACGAUUUCAUAUUUAUGAUGCAAGUAGUAAUCAUUUAGUUGCACAGCGUGUAAUACCAUUAAAAUGUUUGCGUCCCGGUUAUCGUCAUGUUCGAUUAAGAGAUAUACAAAAUGUUCCAUUUGAUUUAUCAACAAUAUUCAUCUAUUCAAAAUUAAUCGAAACAAUUGUAAUUCGACCAGCCGAACAAGAUCAUACUACAUCAAAUACACCACAUAUGUUUCGAAAUCGUCUACUACGACGAAUUGAACAAGAAACAACUACAGGAAUGAGUCGUGAAUCAAUAAGACCAAAACAUAAAACAUUUGAAGUGAAAGUUUAUGGUAAAGAGAGUCGUGACGAAGAUUUUAGAAUAUUUGCUGUAACACAAUAUACAACUGUUGAAGAACUAUUAGAAUUGAUAUCCAAAUGUACAGAAUUUUUUAAAGUUGGUGAUACAAUAAAUGAUUUUAUGCUAAUUGAAUCAUCAAAAACAUGGAAAAAAAAAUCAAAAGAUACUCAUCAACGUGUAUUAGGAGAACAUGAACGUAUAUUAGAAGUAAUUGAUCGUGUAGGUAGAGAGACAAUUAUUUUGUGUAAGAAAAAGUCAACAUCAGAUAAACAGACAUUAGCAACAUUAAUCGAUCAAAAUAUUCAUAAUUGGGAAAAUUGUGAUAGAACAUUUUUGAUAACAAUUUAUAAUAUUUCACAGUUACAAAAACAUACCACAUUUAGAACUCCAAUAUCAUCGACAGCUAUUCAUGUGAUUACACAGUUGAUGACAAAAACUCGUAGUAUGCCUGGCUUACCGCAAGAUUAUGGUUUAAUCGAAGAAACAGACUUGAAUAUAAGUACAAAACCAACAACAAACAAUGCUACACGUCGAAUUCCAUUGAAACGAAGAUUAUUAAAUGAUGAUGAAAAAAUUUAUGAUAUACAACGAUUAUGGAAUUCUGGUCAUUCAAAAUUUGUUCUAUGUAAAAAAGUAGAGUAUUCUGCUGAAACAAACAAUAAUCGACCAUUUACAGAUAAAUUUCUUAUGAGAUCAUUAACGAGACAAAAAACAAUGGACUGCGAUUCUCAUGAAGAUCUACAUUUAGAUCAGCCACAUUCCAUUCCAAUGUCAUCGACUUUAACAAAUGGAAUCUCACGUAGAAUUCCAUUGACACAACGUUCUAUCAAAAAUAUGCUAUCAGUUAAAUCCUGA